Molecule: messenger RNA, 189 nt
Organism: Stereum hirsutum FP-91666 SS1
Lineage: Eukaryota; Fungi; Basidiomycota; Agaricomycetes; Russulales; Stereaceae
Exons: 1
Source: RefSeq, a predicted model, not a curated record
CAGUGCUUCGAGUUUGAGGCUGCUAAGGGCGGCAUUUACUAUCUUGAGGCCCUGACGAUUGUCUCAGCCCUCGAACGGGCCUGCUCUUUGACGCCUCGGCCAAAACGGGUCAUUAUUUUCUGUGAUAACUCCAACUCAGUUGAUGUUUUCAAUUCCCUUUCAGCAGAUGCUCCCUAUAAUGACAUCUUG